Aspergillus brunneoviolaceus CBS 621.78 is the source of this 871-nucleotide messenger RNA. RefSeq lists its product as uncharacterized. Bases 154 to 723 code for a protein of 189 amino acids. The record is from RefSeq and is a predicted model, not a curated record. The transcript is spliced from 2 exons. Lineage: Eukaryota; Fungi; Ascomycota; Eurotiomycetes; Eurotiales; Aspergillaceae.
UUAGUAGUGAUUACCAUCUGCGCUCGUGCGGACGCUGUGUCCGAGCAUUGCUGAGUCGAGAGUUGCUGAAGGCGAAGUGAAGCUUCUUCCUCAAACGCGCGAUACCGAGACGGGCUCAAUGAGGCACUGCUUCCGGUCGCCCGGGAUCUGGCUAUGUACCCGAAGGAGGACUUGCAGUGGGCGGACAAUCAUAUCAAACUUCCAAACGUGAUUUGCUUGGCAGUAGAUCGCUAUGGUCAUGCACUAUCAAUAAUUAGAGGCUUGCAUAAGUUCCCCGGUGAACGUUCUAGCUCGGGAGACGUUUUACCACUAUCUUAUAAGAUUUGCAACCGACCACAUCAUAUCGUGAUUCUGUCGUUAGAUCAACCUGACGUGCCAGUGCCAGGCCCCCCGAGUAAGUCGGAGAGAAUCGAUCAUCUCGAUAUCAGCCAUCCGCCAUACGCCAACGACUAUUCGUUGUCAACUGAAGAGAUCAUUACCGUGGUGGAACGACUCAUGCGGGGGUCUGCAGUGGACAUAGCAGUGGGUGGUCAGACUGCCUCGACGGAGACGGAGCACGAAAGCCAAGGGUGCAACCAGAUAGAAGAGGAAGAAGAGCAGAAUCCGGAAGAAAGAGGCCAGGGCCUUUCUAAACUCGAAGUCCUCAAACGUCUGUUCAAGGAUGGGGUUGGGUGUUGUUGGAUCCUUCACCACUACGUCCUACUGGUAUUCCCAUCGCUCUGAGCCCUUGUCGCCCCUCGCCUUUUCGGGUCUUGCCCCUCCCCCUUUUUUUUGUUUUGUUUCUGGUGGGAGGAUAAAUUUUCUGGAAAUUUGACUUCUGCAGUAAUGUUGGAAACAUUUGAUUCAUGAAGUAAAUUAACCAUAUCAAGCA